CCGCCGCAAGGUGCGCGCUGCUGCCGUGCUCGCCCGUCCCGGCGCGCCGCUUGCCACGGCCGCCCCGCGCACGGCUGCCCGGUGCGCGCCGCCGCCUCGCCCGCCGGGCCAUGGACUCGGACGCCAGCCUGGUUUCCAGCCGCCCGUCCUCCCCGGAGCCCGAUGACCUCUUCCUCACGGCCAGGAAUAAAGGCAGCGGCGGGGGCUUCACGGGCGGCACCGUGUCCAGCUCCACGCAGAGCGACUCCCCGCCGGAGCUGAGCGCCGAGCUGCGCAGCGCCAUGAGCGCUGCGGGGGUGGUGGUGGUGGACAAGCUGGGCUUCAAGUCCUCGUCGUCGUCCUCCUCCUCGUCCUCCUCUUCCUCCUCCAAGAAGGACAAGAAGCAGAUGACGGAGCCGGAGCUGCAGCAGCUGCGGCUGAAGAUCAACAGCCGGGAGCGCAAGCGGAUGCACGACCUGAACAUCGCCAUGGACGGGCUGCGGGAGGUGAUGCCCUACGCGCACGGCCCGUCGGUGCGCAAGCUCUCCAAGAUCGCCACGCUCCUGCUGGCGCGCAACUACAUCCUCAUGCUCACCAACUCCCUGGAGGAGAUGAAGCGCCUGGUCAGCGAGAUCUACGGCGGCCACCACGCCGGCUUCCACCCCGCCGCCUGCCCCGGCGGCAUGGGCGCGCACUCGGCGCCGCUGCCCGGCCACCCGGGCCACCCGGCCUCGCACCCCGUGCACCACCCCAUCCUGCCCCCCGCCGCCGUCUCCAGCGCCUCCCUGCCCGGCUCCGGCCUCUCGGCCGUCAGCUCCAUCCGGCCCCCGCACGGGCUCCUCAAGUCGCCCUCGGCCGCCGCCGCCGCCGCCGCCGCCGCCGCCCCGCUGGGCAGCAGCUUCCAGCACUGGGGGGGGAUGCCGUGCCCCUGCAGCAUGUGCCAGGUGUCGGCCCCGCCGCACCACCACGUCUCCGGCAUGGGCACCGCCAGCCUGCCCAGAUUAGCCACCGACACCAAAUGAGCCCCUCGGCGGGGCGGCCCCGCCGCGCUCCCGGCACCUCCAGGACCUACAAACGCUCCCCCGCCGGCGGCAGCGGGACCGCCCCGCUCCGCUCCCGGGGCCGCCGGAGGGGCGGCGGGGGGGGAUGGAGCCCGGCCCGGGGUCUGCCCUGCACCCCGAACGCCGGGAGAAACCCCCCGGCACGAGUAAAGCCCCGCGCACCUCCUGUAUUUUUAAUUUUCCGACGCUGCCGAGGACUCCGGAGGAGGGGAGGGCGGCGGUGCCUGGGCUCGCCGCUAACGGAGGAACCAGAACUGCAGAGGGGCUUUGGCUCGUUCCUUCGUUCGCUCCCUCCCCUCUCCCGGACUCGUUUCUACGCGCAGAGCCUUCCGAGCCGCUCCUGGCUCGCAUCCCCCCGGACAGCCCAUCCCGGGGGGCUCCGGGGCCGCCAGGAGCGGCGGCGCUCCGCGGGGAGCUGCAGCCGGGAAGGUCGGGCUCUUCCCCGCUCUCCGCGCUCCCGGCCCGCCGGGGGCUGUGUCGGUUUUCUCUCCGGUGCGGGAUUUGUAAAUAGACCGAAAACGACGCGAGUCCGCUCUGCCUGAGCUUUCCGUCCGUGCACUUGUUCUGUGUCAGCCUCAUGAGUGAAAAAGGGGUCGGUUUGCCUUGAUUUCCUUCCUUUGGGUUCUUGGGGUUUGUUGGGUUCUUUUAAGCGUAUAACACGUUUGUUUCGGUUUUUUUUUUUUUUUUUUUUUGUUUUUUUUUUUUUGUUUUUUUUUUUUUUUACGUUCCUGCCGCCUUUAACAAAGUUUGAACUCUUUAACGCUCUUUCUUGCGUAGGAACUUUCACCCUGUCCGUGUUGCAAUACUGAGAACUUGGGCUUGUUUCUGAAAUAACAAUUUUUCUUAUCGCUGCCCCUUGCAGAGAUUUUAUCAUCUGUUUAUUUUUGUAAAAAAAAAAAAAAAAAAAAACAAAAAAGAAAAAGAAAAAAAAAGUUGCUAAAUAAUAUUUAUUACUUGU
Vidua chalybeata is the source of this 1998-nucleotide messenger RNA. Its product is annotated as oligodendrocyte transcription factor 2. Lineage: Eukaryota; Metazoa; Chordata; Aves; Passeriformes; Viduidae. The transcript has 2 exons. The record is from RefSeq and is a predicted model, not a curated record. Gene Ontology annotation, molecular function: protein dimerization activity; DNA-binding transcription factor activity. The coding region runs from base 111 to 1001 and encodes 296 amino acids. Gene Ontology annotation, biological process: neuron differentiation; regulation of DNA-templated transcription; myelination.